Molecule: messenger RNA, 480 nt
Organism: Malania oleifera
Lineage: Eukaryota; Viridiplantae; Streptophyta; Magnoliopsida; Santalales; Ximeniaceae
Exons: 2
Coding region: 1-480 (159 amino acids)
Biological process (GO): DNA integration
Molecular function (GO): nucleic acid binding
Source: RefSeq, a predicted model, not a curated record
AUGGUCGCACCGUCGGUGGGGAAUGUCGUCCAGAACCCACCUGAUUUGACACUAUGGUAUUCCCAUUUCAUCGUUACUGACAAUGGAAAACGGUUCUACAACAACUUGAUGAACAAACUCUGCGAGAAGUUCAACUUCAAGCAAUACAAGUCUUCCACGUACAAUGCUCCUGCUAAUGGGUUGGACGAAGCGUUCAACAAAAUGCUUUGCAAAUUACUAUGCAAAGUGGUCCCCAAGACAAAAUGGGAUUGGUAUGAUAGGGUUCUCGAAGCAUUAUGGGCAUACCGCACGACUUAUCAAUCACCUACUCAAUCAACGCCCUACGCCCUUGUUUACGGCGUUGAAACUGUGCUCCCACUUGAGAAACAAAUACCAUCGUUGUGCAUGGGGAUCCAAGAAGGUCUCACUGAAGAAGAAAAUGCACGCCUACUAUUGGAAGAGCUGGAGGCUCUAGAUGAAAAAAGGGUCCAAGCACAAUAG